AUGCUCAGAUUACACUAUAUUGGAUUACAAAUCUAAGAAUCGAUAAAUCAUUUUUAAUCAUUAUAUAAAAUCUUUUUCUAAAUAUAACAUCGUUUUUAAAUCACCUACUAUGAUUAACCAAAACACAGGUACAUGUAAAUUUAAAUCGUUCUAGAAUCGUCAAAAUGGGACUGGGUACCUGCUACUCAAACACUAGAGAUUACAAUCAAUUCGAAUAAAGUAUAAAUAGAAACAACUCCUUCAAUUGUUUUGACUCACCCCGAGGGAGAUGCCUAUCCUGAACCAUAUGUUACUUUGGUUAUUGACACUGAGAAACAACUUAAAUAUUCCGAAGAAUUAGGCUGGAAUUGGCAUAAGAGCUGGAAUUUGCCCAAUAUUGUGGUUAGAUUAGAAGUAAUGACCUUCUCACAUUAAUAGAUUAAAGAUUCGCAAACAUAGGAACUUUUGCUUUCUCCCAAAAAUUUGUAUGCCCAAUUGUAUGCUGUUAAAAAAGUGCAAGAAGGUACCCGAGUCAUACUUCAAGAUGUCGGAUUAAGAGGAACAAGUAAAUUGGAACUAAUUGAUGGUCAAGCAUAUUUUUCAGCAUUGAGAUUUGCAUCAACCUCAUAUAACAAUGAAGGCGUGAAAUUUCAUUUAUUAAUGAGUGUGUACAUUCAAAAUUCUGAUACUGAAAAGCCUCAAAUAUUGAAUUCCACCAUUUCUCCUCCUAUCUUCGUAGACAGUCGAAAGAGUGCAGGCAAUUCUGAACAAAAGAAACUAUAUUUACAUGCAGAACCCUUCACUUUUGACUUGCUAGAUAAAAAGUACUUCAAGAGAGAGAACAAAAGGAAGACCGAACAAGACGUAGAAAUAGAAAAUGACUUCGAGAGUUUGUUUAAUUACUUGACUGCUCCCAACAUUCGUCACAAGGUGAAACAUCCUCUAUUUUUAAUCAUCAAAUUUUCUACUUGUGUGUCUCUCUACUAUAACCCUAUGACUGUUGAGGGGAAUGUUAAAACCAUAAUGGAGAAACUCUAAAGCCAGUUGACCAAAGAUAUUAUUACUAAAUAGUUGAGUACAGCUGGUGAGAAACAAUUUUAUUUGUUGAUAGAAGAAAAUAAUGAUCAAAAUAAAAACAAAAAGGUGACUGAAGCCAUUGAUUUUCUCAAUACUGGCUGUUUGGAAAUCGUCAGGAAAGAAGAUUAAAUCCCAUCCAAAUUUGUUAAAUUGGGAGACUCUGCAGAAAUCUUAGAAAAUUAUAAAUAAUGCUUUGAUCAGCUAUUAAAGAUUUUCAAACAAUUAACAUAGAAGUUUUGUGAGAGUGACUCAAAUGAAUCAGAUGACAACUACUCUGACUCAGAGUCUCAAUUCCCAUAGAAGAAGGUCAAGCUAAACGAAGAGCAGAACAAACCCACUCAAGAAGUCAAGAAACCUAUUAUCCCCUCUGAAUAGAUACCUGUGUAAUUGCAACCUUAAUAACCAAUUGAAAUUGGUGUCCAACAAGCACUCAAUCAAUAAUAGUAGAAACCCAUUUAACAAUAACCAUAACCACCUAAAAACAAACCAGCAGAUGUCAUUAAUAAACCAAUCACUACUUAAGCACCCAAUCAGAUCCAAUAGAAUCCAUAAUUAUAGAACAAAAAAUAAGUAGGGCAACCUUCUUCUUCAUUUACUGCCCCUCAACCACUUCAACAACACCCACAACCACAAUAACCCCAAUAACCACCACCUAUAUAACAUCAACCUUAUCAAAAACCUAGUCAUCUCCCUGGAAUCCAACCCAUCAACAUACCUGCCUAAGGACUAUAAGGAGCUCCUUAACACAUGAAUCCCGCAUUCCCUUACUAAUUCUAAUAACCUGAUUCAAAUGCCUUGCAAUAAGUCAUGCAAUAUUAUCAGCUCCAACAAUUACUACUGUUGUAAUAGUAAUAAUAACUCAAUUAACAAUCCUUCCCACCUCAAGCAGGAAUGAUGGGCAAUCCAAUGCCAUCUUAACCAUUAAAUUAUAUGUAGGGCUUGAGUGGAAUGGGAAUGCCUUAAGGAUAAUUGAAUCCUCAAUCCUUGAUGGGAUAAAAUUAGAACUUUUAAUAACUACAACAACAAUUAUUAGCCUAAUAAUUGAAUUCCUAAUUGGGACUUUAAUCUGCCUUGCCUUAAUAAUUAGGAGCUGGAAUGAGCUUGUAAUAAUAGUACUUGUAGUAGCAAUUGUAAUAAUAAAUGGGCUUAGGCAGUUUUCCAAAUUUUAAUCCAUUGAUGGGACUUUACUAAGGAUAGCAACAAAACAUGAAGAAGCCUGGAGAGGGUUCAGGAAUAAUAAAAUAAGAGCCAUAAUGA
This is a messenger RNA of Paramecium tetraurelia, 2313 nucleotides long. RefSeq lists its product as uncharacterized. The transcript has 3 exons. The record is from RefSeq and is a predicted model, not a curated record. NCBI's taxonomy places the organism in Eukaryota, Ciliophora, Oligohymenophorea, Peniculida, Parameciidae.